AUGGAAGCCAUCAAGAAAAAGAUGCAGAUGCUUAAACUGGACAAGGAGAAUGCCUUAGACCGGGCUGAACAGGCAGAAACGGAGCAGAAACACGCCGAGGAGAGGAGCAAACAGCUGGAGGAUGAAUUGGUUGCCAUGCAGAAGAAGCUGAAAGGGACGGAAGACGAACUGGACAAAUACUCUGAGGCCCUAAAAGACGCCCAGGAGAAGCUGGAAGUGGCCGAGAAGAAGGCAGCCGACGCCGAAGCGGAGGUGGCCUCCUUGAACCGCCGCAUCCAGCUGGUGGAGGAGGAGCUGGACCGGGCUCAGGAGCGCCUUGCCACGGCCCUGCAGAAGUUGGAGGAAGCCGAGAAGGCCGCCGAUGAGAGCGAGAGGGGCAUGAAAGUCAUUGAAAACCGAGCCCUGAAGGACGAGGAGAAGAUGGAGCUGCAGGAAAUCCAGCUGAAGGAGGCCAAGCACAUUGCCGAAGAAGCCGACCGGAAGUAUGAGGAGGUGGCUCGUAAGCUGGUGAUCAUCGAAGGAGACUUGGAGCGGACCGAGGAAAGAGCUGAGCUGGCCGAAUCUAAAUGUUCAGAAUUUGAAGAGGAGCUGAAGAACGUUACCAACAACCUCAAGUCUCUUGAGGCUCAGGCGGAGAAGUAUUCUCAAAAAGAGGACAAAUAUGAAGAGGAGAUCAAGAUUUUGACUGACAAACUCAAGGAGGCCGAGACCCGUGCCGAGUUUGCCGAGAGAUCGGUCGCCAAAUUGGAGAAGACCAUCGAUGACUUGGAAGAUAAGCUGAAAUGUACCAAAGAGGAGCAUCUCUGCACGCAAAGGAUGUUGGACCAGACCCUCCUUGAUCUGAACGACAUGUAAAAAAAAAAAGACCCGAGGCAACGGCAGCCCCCUCCCACCCUUUCUCUUCACCCUACGCCCCCCCCCCCGAGCAGCCAUUCUCCACGCGGGUUCAACUCUGUUCGUUUUGUUUUUUUCUCCCAAGGGAAAAAAAUGAUAACAACCAGAAAGUUGACCUCUAACCCUCCCAAGGGGGAAAAAAAGUCAUAAAUUACAUUCUUGAUAUUUGGGGGGACCAAUUUAGUUUUAAAAAAAAAACACCUCUGCUGUGUUUUUCUUUUUUUUUUUUCUUCCUUGCCCACCGAGACAUUCCUUAAAUUUUCAGCCGGAAGGAAGGAAAAAGAGGCAGCCCCCAUUGGAAGAAUUUAAAGGGAGCGAGCGACUGGAAGGCGUGAAAUUUAAGGCGUUGAAAUUAUUACGUGGCUGAUGUGUGUUUCAGGUUAACGCCCCCCCCCCCAAUCACAAAGUAUUUUCACCCCUCAGUGGCCGACCCCCGAAAGCAUGCAGCUUUUAAAUCAAUGUACUGUUUUGUUUGCCCUUCUGAAUCGGAUGAGCCUCCCCCCACGAUCCGAUGGAGCGGUCGAUCGAAUGAAUAAUCCGAAAUCCCAUCGUUGGUCCGAAACAACCAGCAAAAGCUUUUGCGGUGUCCACUAACGGGGGACUAACGUUCGCUUCCGCAAGGAAAAAGCCUUUCCUCUUGCCUCUCCCCUUUUUCCCAUUUUUUUUGGGGGGGGGGGAUAUUUAAAUUCGGCUUUUUAAGGAAAUAAGUUGGGCUGAGGUUUGUGCUUUGUCCGCUGCUGUUUUAAUCCGUGUUUUUAUAACCUUUUUCCAGCUGUGGGGGGGGGAAGAGCACUGUGUUUAAAAAUAAGAAAAGAAAAACAUAAUCGGGGCUCCGUGCGUGGUUUUUUUUUUAAUUUAAAGUUUCCUUUUCUUUAAACCCAUAUAAAUCGUUCUUAAGCUCCUUCGCUCUUUUCUUUCCUGCAUUUUUUUCUGACACUUCG
Molecule: messenger RNA, 1835 nt
Organism: Thamnophis elegans (Western terrestrial garter snake)
Lineage: Eukaryota; Metazoa; Chordata; Lepidosauria; Squamata; Natricidae
Product: tropomyosin alpha-3 chain
Exons: 9
Coding region: 1-855 (284 amino acids)
Biological process (GO): muscle contraction; actin filament organization
Cellular component (GO): actin filament
Molecular function (GO): actin filament binding
Source: RefSeq, a predicted model, not a curated record